GAGCCUUUCGCAGUGCUGACAGGGCGAAGGCAUCCCUUUUUUUCUUCUUCUUGUCCUUCUUCGGGGCGCUGGGGGAGGAAGGUGGUUUUCCGUCAUCCUCUUUCCUCCCCCUCACCUCUUCGGUAAAUGGCCCUUGAAGAGAGGCAAGGAGCACGGAAACGUGCCGAUCUUCUCGCUAAAGGAACGGUUUUCCCCUAAACGUGGUUGAGAGAUACCUUGUGAGAUUCUGAGAAAAUGGUGCUUCUCUUCUGGCGGCCUCGGUCCCCCCCCCCUCCCCAAGAAAAAUGGGUUGUGAAGACAAAGGAAAUGGAUCCUAUAGAAUCACAACUUUUCAGCAAAUUGUCUCUUCCUGUUGUGGUGCUAUUCUAACAUCCGUUUUGGUGACACCUCUAGAUGUUGUCAAAGUUCGACUACAGGCCCAAAGCAAUCCAAACCUGAAAGGAAAGUCUUUUUUGGAUUCUGAUGGUUUGACUGAUCACAUUUAUCUUUAUGAAAAUGGAACUGGCAAAACCUGGAAUAAGACAUCUGCCCGUUUUACUGGCAUGUUGGAUGCUUUUGCAAAAAUUGUUGAAAGAGAGGGUGUGAAAGCAUUGUGGAGUGGAUUGCCACCCUCACUAGCAGUUUCAGUUCCAACUACAGUAAUUUAUUUUACCUGCUAUGAUCAACUACGUGAUGCCCUCGUUUAUAAAUUAGGAGAUAAUGUCUACAUUCCACUUAUUGCAGGUGCCAUAGCCAGAUUAUUUUCUGCUACUAUAAUAAGUCCAAUUGAAAUGAUUAGAACAAGAAUACAGUCUGGACGAUUGACUUACACACAACUGCUUGCUCGCAUCAGUACAGGUGUGACCCAAAAUGGUUGGCUUUCACUGUGGAAAGGAUGGGGUCCCACUAUCCUUAGAGAUGUGCCAUUCUCAGCACUCUACUGGUACAAUUAUGAAUAUUUCAAGAUGAACUUAUGCAAAAAAUCAAGUUCACAUGAGCCAACAUUUUUUAUCAUCUUCUCAUCAGGAGCAGCAGCCGGUUCUAUUGCAGCUACAUUAACUUUACCAUUUGAUGUAAUAAAAACACAUCGACAGACUGAGCUUUGGGAACUUGAUAUUACACAUUCUCAACAGAAGAAAACUAGAUCAAUAUUGGAAGUAAUGAAGAGAAUUGUGAUUGAAAAUGGAUUUACUGGAUUAUUUACUGGUAUUAUUCCAAGACUGACAAAAAUUGCUCCUGCUUGUGCCAUAAUGAUCAGCACAUAUGAAUAUGGGAAAACUUUCUUUCGUAGUUUAAAUAAAGACAAAGAUAUGAAGAACUAUUAAUGUUGUUUCUGUAAAAUUGAAAUGAUGUCAGUACUUAGUAUGCAUAAAGGUCCACAUAAGCUGUA
Pantherophis guttatus is the source of this 1369-nucleotide messenger RNA. RefSeq names its product solute carrier family 25 member 40 (gene SLC25A40). Gene Ontology annotation, cellular component: mitochondrion. The record is from RefSeq and is a predicted model, not a curated record. Lineage: Eukaryota; Metazoa; Chordata; Lepidosauria; Squamata; Colubridae. Gene Ontology annotation, biological process: mitochondrial transmembrane transport.